AUGAGACAACCAUGGUUCGAGUGGCCGCAAGGCAAGCUCGGCACGGACAACGGCCAAACGAAUCAGAACCCGAGGAAGAAGUGGUCAUAUCACAAUGAGCUCGGCCACUAUACAACGGCAUGUACUCCGUACAAGGCGCUGUUGGAACGUUUGGCGGCCCAAGGCCAUCUCGACCAAUACAUUGAUCGGGCAAAAACGCCCGCCCGACAGACAAAUCCCAACCCCAACAAACAGCGCCCACUGAUACACGUCAUCCACGGUCCAAUGACGAAGGCAUCCGAAACCGCCCUCAAGGCCGACAUCGAUCACGCCUCAACAUCUAAACAGAUACUCUCAGUUGGUUGCGGAUCCAAGCGUCAACGACCGCAGGACGUACCCAAGUGGACGAUAAGCUUUACUGAGCGUGACCUUGAACAUGUUAAAACUCCACACUCGGACGCCCUCGUCGUCACCAUCCAAAUAGGCGUCCACGACGUAAAGCGCGUCCUCAUUGAUCAAGGAAGUUCAGCAGAGGUCAUGCAUUACGACCUUUUCAAGAAGUUGGAUCUACCAGAAGCAAUAUUCAAGAUGUUAGAUGAACAAAUCGGCCAUACCGUGGAGGCCUACAUUGAUGACCUUGUAGUCAAAAGCAAGAAGGAAUCCAACCACCUCCGAGACUUGGUGGAAGUCUUCGACAUCCUCAAACUCCACAAGCUACAGCUAAAUCCUGAAAAAUGCGCAUUUGGGGUGAGCGCUAGGAAAUUCCUCGGACACCUGGUCACUCGAAGAGGCAUUGAGGCCGACCCCAACCAAAUCAAGGCUGUUCAAGAUUUGUGCCCACCCAGGGCGAUCAAGGAAGACUACUUAAAUUCGGCCCCGUUGUUGGUAAAACCGAAGGAGUUCGAAACUUUAUAUCUCUACCUCGCCGUAUCCGCCCACGCAACCACUUCUGCUCUCGUACGCCGGGAAGGCGCCGAUGACAAGCCUAUCUAUUUCACAAGCAAGACACUCCUUCCAGCUCAAACUCGCUACCUACCACUUAAAAAGUUAGCCCUCGCUCUCGUUUCAGCGGCUAGAAAACUCCUGCCCUACUUUCAGUCACACCCUAUCGUCGUCUUAACUGAACAUCCCCUCAAGAGCCUCUUUCGAAAGGCUGAUCUAUCCAACAGGGUUUCCAAGUGGGCAGUCGAGCUAGCAAACUUUGAUAUCCGGUUUGAACCACGAACGGCAAUCAAAGGACAGGUUCUUGCUGAUUUCAUUGCUGAACUUACUCCAGAAGAUACUGAACUCCUUAACAUACCCAUCCCAACACAAACCGUCGCCGAGCAUCAACUGUCACCAGAACCUUGGCACCUUUUCCAAGGUGACAUAUGGCGUCUACAUGUUGACGGAGCAUCAAACAGCAACGGACCAGGGGCCGGGGUCGUUCUAGUCUCCCCCUGUGGAACACUACACGAAAGUGCUAUCAGCAUCAACUUCCCCGUCACCAAAAACGAAGUUGAAUAUGAAGCGCUCCUAACUGGCUUACGCUCUACGGUAGUGAUGGAAAUUUCCAACCUUGUUGUUUACUGUGACUCCCAACUCAUCGUUAACCAAAUAUUGGGCGAUUAUGAGGCUCGGGAUCCACGGAUGUCAAAAUAUCAGGCCACCGCAGCCGAACUAAUCACCCACUUCCCCAAUUUCAAAAUCGAACAGAUCAACCGCGAACACAACGCGCAUGCCGACACACUCGCUGGCCUUGCCUCAGCUUCAAAAGCAACCGAAUUUCGGACAAUCAGCUUUGGCAACAUGGACCACCCAAGCUUUGAUACCACUUCAAAGGUUCUCAACGUUGAACUGGGCCCAAGCUGGAUGGACGAGAUCAUUGCGUUCCUCAAAAAUGAUACUCUGCCGGCAGACAAGAAGGAAGCUUAUCGUAUCAGGAACAAAGCCGUUCAUUACUCGCUAUCUGAAAGCGGUCAACUUUACAGGAAAUCUAUAUCCGGCCCAUACCUACUCGUGGUCCACCCAACACAGAACCUCUCCCCCAUCAUCAGUCCUUGGCCCUUUGCACAAUGGGGGCUUGAUAUCGUCGGAAAACUGCCAACAGCUCCAGGAGGAUUCAAGUUCCUGAUCACCGCAACGGACUACUUCUCAAAAUGGGUAGAGGCCGAACCUCUCGUGACAAUCACUGAGGCUGAUGUCCGAAGAUUUGUUUGGCGAAACAUUGUUACAAGGUUCGGAGUCCCUUAUGCCAUUGUAUCAGACAACGGGAGCCAAUUCGUUGGUAAAGACCUCACCAACCUCUGUGAAGAAUUUGGGAUACGCUUCUUCAACUCUACUCCUGCAUACCCACAAGGGAAUGGACAAGCUGAGGCAACAAACAAGACCGUCUGCGCCGGGAUCAAACGCCGGUUAAACUCCAAGAGAGGAAAAUGGGUUGAAGAAUUACCACGUGUCUUCUGGGCUUACCGUUCUACUCCCCGGCAUUCAACCGGACAAACGCCCUUUUCAAUGGCAUUCGGCAUGGAGGCGGUAAUCCCAUUGGAGUCCAAGUUCCCCACUCUACGGACUGAGAAUUUCGAUCCAAAGACUAACGAAGAAGCCGUACAACAAGAAUUAACCCUGGCAGAAGAGAAAUGCGACGAUGCUCAGCUAAAGCUCGCCGAAUACCAACAACAAGUGGCAAGAGCCUACAACCGAAGUGUUCGAAUCAAGACCUUCAAACCAGACGACUUGGUCUGGCAAAAGGUGGUGCAAGCUAGCAAGAAGCAGAAAUGCAAACCCAAUUGGGAAGGCCCCUUUCGUGUCGUCAAGAUUGCUGGAGAAGGCGCCUACGCUCGGCAUACCUUCCGCUAG
Molecule: messenger RNA, 2817 nt
Organism: Rhododendron vialii
Lineage: Eukaryota; Viridiplantae; Streptophyta; Magnoliopsida; Ericales; Ericaceae
Exons: 5
Coding region: 1-2817 (938 amino acids)
Biological process (GO): DNA integration
Molecular function (GO): RNA-DNA hybrid ribonuclease activity; nucleic acid binding
Source: RefSeq, a predicted model, not a curated record